Molecule: messenger RNA, 1293 nt
Organism: Candidozyma haemuli
Lineage: Eukaryota; Fungi; Ascomycota; Pichiomycetes; Serinales; Metschnikowiaceae
Gene: VPS4
Product: AAA family ATPase
Exons: 1
Coding region: 1-1293 (430 amino acids)
Biological process (GO): vacuole organization; endosomal transport
Molecular function (GO): ATP binding; ATP hydrolysis activity
Source: RefSeq, a predicted model, not a curated record
AUGUCAGGUGCUUCAGACUUCCUCACCAAAGGCAUAGACCUUAUUCAGAAGGCCAUAGAUGCAGAUACUGCCACGCGCUACGAAGAGGCAUACAAGCUUUACUAUAAUGGGUUGGACUACUUGAUGCUUGCGUUGAAGUAUGAGAAGAACCAGAAACUGAAGGAGUUGAUCAAGUCGAAGUUUACCGAGUACCUUUCUCGUGCAGAGCAGUUGAAGGACUUUUUGGAGAAACAGCUGCUGAAGAAUAAUGCUGCCGAGCUGUCGGCGUCUGGAGGUUCUACCAAGGCUAAGAAGGAUGGGGAUGACGAUGAUGCUGAUACGAAGAAGCUUCGUGGAGCAUUAGCAGGUGCUAUUCUUUCAGAAAAGCCCAAUGUGCAAUGGAGCGAUAUUGCUGGUUUGGAAACCGCCAAGGAUGCGUUGAAAGAGGCUGUCAUUCUUCCAGUGAAGUUUCCCCAGCUUUUCACGGGAAACAGAAAACCUACGUCUGGUAUCUUGUUGUACGGUCCUCCAGGUACGGGUAAAUCGUACUUGGCUAAAGCAGUGGCCACCGAGGCUAACCUGACUUUCUUUUCGGUUUCCUCCUCUGACCUUGUGUCGAAGUGGAUGGGAGAGUCUGAAAGAUUGGUUAAGCAAUUGUUCAGCAUGGCCCGUGAAAACAAGCCGUCCAUUAUUUUCAUCGAUGAAGUCGACGCCUUGUGUGGCCCUAGAGGCGAGGGUGAGAGUGAAGCGCUGCGGAGAAUCAAGACGGAGCUUUUGGUUCAGAUGAACGGUGUGGGUAACGACUCCCAGGGUGUUUUGGUUCUUGGCGCUACUAAUAUUCCAUGGCAAUUGGAUGCUGCCGUGAGAAGAAGAUUCGAAAGAAGAAUCUAUAUCGCAUUGCCUGAAUUGGAGGCUCGUAAACGUAUGUUUGAGUUGAACAUCGGCGAGGUGCCUUGUGAAUGUAAUCAGCAGGAUUUGAGGGUUUUGGCUGAAAUGACCGAUGGCUACUCUGGUCACGAUAUUGCUGUGGUCGUGAGAGAUGCCUUGAUGCAGCCAAUUAGAAAAAUUCAGCAAGCUACCCACUUUAAGCCUGUUGAAGAAGACGGCGUAGAGAAGCUCACGCCAUGUUCUCCUGGCGACGACGGUGCCCGCGAAAUGAGCUGGCUCGAUAUCGGCACCGACGAGUUGAAGGAGCCUGACUUGACGAUCAAGGAUUUCAUCAAGGCUGUCAAGAGCAACAGGCCUACGGUCAACGCCCAGGAUAUCGAAAACCACACCAAAUUCACCAACGACUUUGGCCAGGAGGGAAACUAG